Molecule: messenger RNA, 741 nt
Organism: Helobdella robusta
Lineage: Eukaryota; Metazoa; Annelida; Clitellata; Rhynchobdellida; Glossiphoniidae
Exons: 5
Coding region: 1-741 (246 amino acids)
Source: RefSeq, a predicted model, not a curated record
AUGAAAAUGUUUGGUACGCAAUUGAGUUUGAGCGUUGGUAUGAUCUGCCUGGCAUUCGUUGUGUGGUCGAAUUGCUACCCCGUGGAAAAUAGCGACCUGACGAACGCUGAGCAGCCUUGGACUGAGCUGGAUGCGAACGACACCACAGUCGCCGACAUGGUCAGCUAUUACAAAGCCACACUGCUGGAGAAGAAUCCUUCUAAGUACAUCACCAACAUCACCGCCAUCCAUUCUGCGCGCAAGAAGGGCACCUACUACGAAGCUUCUGUUGAGGUAAGUCACUGGCACUGCGAAGCGAUUGCACCCUGCCGAGUUAUCAAAACACAAGACUGCAGCUUCACGAUGCUGCCUCAGAACGUCCUGCACCGACCAGCCACCCUUCCGCACGCCUGCAAGGAACCAACGUUUGCUUCACUUGCCGUCGGAGAUUUGCCCGACGAUGCGAAAAGAAUUGAAACAAACGAUACCAAAUUAUCAGAAGGAAUCGAAGGCACCAUCCAGCAUCUUGCAAACUUCAUAGAUCCGCUCGAUAAAAUUCAUAUAAUUGAAAUUCUCGAAGCAACUGUUCAGACAAUACAAACAACAGUCAGCACUCGCUACAGAGCUCUGGUCAAUACUACGUUGGAGUUUUAUGUCGUUCAGUUUGAAAAAGUAUGUUACUUUGAAAUGGAUCUGAGUGGCUCAACAGGCAAUUUCACGACGAUAUAUCACGACUGCAGCAGCCAGCAACAUGGCCUCUGA